This is a messenger RNA of Zingiber officinale, 1252 nucleotides long. RefSeq lists its product as uncharacterized. The record is from RefSeq and is a predicted model, not a curated record. NCBI's taxonomy places the organism in Eukaryota, Viridiplantae, Streptophyta, Magnoliopsida, Zingiberales, Zingiberaceae. The transcript has 2 exons. The coding region runs from base 358 to 1026 and encodes 222 amino acids.
GUCAUUUCCCAUUUCCUUCUCCUUCCGCUCGUCCUCGGUACGGCGUCCGAUACGUUUCCACAUCUCCGAUCUCCGAUCUCUCCGUCGUGUCGAUUGCUCGACUUCGGAUCUCGAGUCUGGAUCCCUCGUUCCCCGGCGAGGCGAGGAUCGCUCUCAGUCGAUCCGAAUCGGCGCCAAUCGGUUCAUUGCGCUUCGUAGAUCUCCUUCGCCUCUUAUUGGGCCGAGAAUUCAGUAGGUUGGAUUCUGCUCGCCGAUUCAGGUCGGAACUGCCCCUUACGCUGGUGCGAUUUGCAUAAAGUUUCUAUCUUUGGAGUGUUUUUGUCUUUGGGUGGAUUGCGUGACUGGUUUGGGGUUGCCAUGGUGGACUGCCGGGGUUUGAUCGAGUUCUGCAGGGCCUUCGAGCAACAUCAAAACAUGGCCAACUCCCAGGCCUCGUCGGCGCAACGGAACGGCAAUUCGAGGAGAAAGAGCAAAUCUCUGAACCCCCUUUCCCAUCCCUUCUGCGAGCACUCCGAAUUCGCCGCCAUCGACUUCGUGCUGCUGGUUUUGGUCCUUAUCGCCCUCGUCGUCCUUGCCGUUCCCUACUUCAAGUUCAUCUUCAGAGAGUCGUACGAGCUCCUGCCCGUGGCGAUCGAAGUCAUCAGCGAGGUUAUGUAUCAGGCCUCAAUCGCUUAUGCCGUGGGCCUUAUCUUCAUAUUUGCCACCGCGGUUGUUGCCUGGGAAUUAUUGAGUUACCAGGCCAGAAAGUGUGGCAAUCCCUACUGCAAAGGUCUGCGGAAAGCAGUGGAAUUUGAUAUCCAGCUUGAGUCAGAGGAGUGCGUGAAAUACUUGCCGCGAUUCCCCAAGGAUGCUUUUGGAACACGCUCCGUGGACUUGGGACAAGAUCACAAGGAACUUGAAGCUGAGCUGAAGAAGAUGGCACCUUUAAAUGGGCGCACUGUUCUCACCUUUCGCUCCCCCUGUGGAUGCCCCUUGGGAAGAAUGGAGGUUUGGGGGGCGAAGAGAGCAAGAAGGAUCAAAAAGUAGGCAAUAAUAGAUGAUACAUUAUCUAUUACUAGAUACUUUUUCUUCUGUUUUUCCCACAGCAAGAAUAAAAUAAAAGACUUACUAUGGCAUCUCAGGAUCAUACCAAUUGUUCUCCAUUCUAGAUAUGAUUAUUAGUACGACCGGUUGCUUUCCACAUGUCAUGAACAAUCAGGUCUGAUCCUUUAUGCUAUUCAUAAAUCUUCAAUAAAACGUUAUGAUUACUGAA